AUGUCGUCCGCCGAUUUCGCUGCCGCCCAGCAGCGCCUGCAACAACGCCGCCAGCAGCGCGAACGCGACUACCGCGCCCGCGUCCAAGCCCAGCGCAAUGCCCACCACCAGCAACGCAUCCAAAGCCUGCCAUACCCGCUCAGCCGACUGGGCGGCGCCGGCCUGACCCUCUGGGACGCGAUCAAGGGCCGCGACGGCACCCAGCCCGCCUUCCGCGUCGGCCAAGUCGACGCCGAAUUGCUCGACGAAGAGCUUCUCGAGCUGCUCAAGGGCCAAGUCGGCGAGGCAUUGAAGUACUUUGGCUCCCACCUCACCGACGACCACAAGCCCGAAAUCCUCCUCGCCCUCCGCCUCAUCCUCUUCAAGCUCUCCAUCUGGGACCACAACGCCUCCUACGGCGCCGCCCUCCAAGGCCUCCGCUACACCGACGCCCGCGCCGGCGGCGCCGCCUCCCUCCCGCCUCCCCAGCCCUGGCAAAAAGCCUCCCACGGCCUCCUCACCAUCGGCGGCCGCUACGCCUGGACAAAAUGGGAAGCCUGGCUCAGCACCCGCUCGCACUCCGACCCACCACCAUCCCCAUCCCCCCACACCAACACCACAACCCCAUCCCCAUCCCGCCAAUCCCUCCUCCCCCUCGCCGCCCGCCUCACCUCCGCCCUCAGCACCGCCCACUCCUUCGCCGCCCUCGCCUCCUUCCUCGUCUUCCUCGCCAACGGCCGCUACCGCACCCUCGCCGACCGCCUGCUGCGCCUGCGCCUCGCGCCCGCGACGGCAGCCGGCGUGGCGCGCGAGGUCUCGUUUGAGUAUCUCAACCGCCAGCUCGUGUGGCAUGCGUUUACCGAGUUUUUGCUGUUCCUGCUGCCGCUGGUGGGGGUGGCGCGGUGGCGGCGGAUGGGGGCGAGGGCGUGGAGGAGGGGGAGGGGGUGGGUCAGGGGGUUGGUUGGGUGGGGUGGGGGUGGAUCUGGUGGGGAUGAGGGGGAUGGGGAGGAUGGGGAGGGGGGGAAGGGUGGGGAGUUGGGGUUUUUGCCGGAGAGGACGUGCGCGGUUUGUUAUGCGGAGCAGAAUUUGGGAGGAGGGGGGGAGCAGCAGCAGCAGGCGUUGUUGGGGCAGCAGGCGGGGGGGAGCGGUGUCGUCGGGAGCGCGGCGACGGACGUGACGAAUCCGUAUCAGGCGGUGCCGUGUGGGUGUGUUUAUUGCUUCGUGUGCUUGGCGCAGAAGAUCGAGGCGGAGGAGGGCGAGGGGUGGACGUGUCUGCGGUGCGGCGAGGUUGUGACGGCGUGUCGGCCGUGGGACGGCGAUGUCAUCGUCGAGCACCAGGGGCAGCAGCAGCAGCAAGGAGGAGGUGGAGAGGCUGGCGGCCGUCCUGCGUCCUCGGGGUCUGGGAAUGGCGGGAAGAGCGUCGGCUUUGCGGCUACUGCGGACGACGAGAAGAGGAGCCUCAGGCAGCUCAGUCCGGCGCCGACGCUCGAUGAGAGGGAGCGCGAGGUCGGCGGGACGCUGUCGGCUGAUGCCGAGACGGAGCAGAGUCUGCUUGGCAGCAGGGCGCUGACGGAGAGCGAGGAGUGGGCGAGGGCGAGCAGGAUCGUCGAGGAUGAUGAAGAUAGCGGAGAGAGUGUUAGCGGGACUAGCAACGGCAGCGAGGAUGAGCAGAGUGAGGAGAUUGACGAGGAGGAGGAUGAGAUUGAGUUCGACGAAUGA
Molecule: messenger RNA, 1698 nt
Organism: Diplodia corticola
Lineage: Eukaryota; Fungi; Ascomycota; Dothideomycetes; Botryosphaeriales; Botryosphaeriaceae
Product: peroxisomal biogenesis factor 2
Exons: 2
Coding region: 1-1698 (565 amino acids)
Biological process (GO): protein import into peroxisome matrix
Cellular component (GO): peroxisomal membrane
Molecular function (GO): zinc ion binding
Source: RefSeq, a predicted model, not a curated record